Pyricularia grisea is the source of this 309-nucleotide messenger RNA. RefSeq lists its product as uncharacterized. The record is from RefSeq and is a predicted model, not a curated record. The coding region runs from base 1 to 309 and encodes 102 amino acids. Lineage: Eukaryota; Fungi; Ascomycota; Sordariomycetes; Magnaporthales; Pyriculariaceae. The transcript has a single exon.
AUGGCCAAGGGUACUCAUACGGACGUCGUGGUUAGCUUGGAGACAAGCUCGUUGCGCUCGGGCAUCGAAAUGGAAUGCGAGGGCGAGGAAACCUCUGAGCCCAUAUACUUCCUCCCGAUCCUUUCACAUUUGCCGCGGUACCGCAUCAAAGUGGAGAAGGGGAAGGAUGAGGAUGAGCCCACAGACGACCCGGCUAUACUCGUGAAGCGAUUCGCAAUAGACUCCAUUGUGCUCCAAUGUUCUGGUUCUCGCCAAGGGCAUUUCCGCCGCAUUGGGUGCUUGCAAAUUGCCAUGUACUGGGACAUUUGA